GCCUUCCUGCGCUUCCACGCGGAGGCCGACUCCGCCGCGGAGUGGCUCGACCGGCUCCCGCGGGACCAGGCCGCCGCGCAGCGGCUCGACAUCAAGGCGAAGCUCGCGAACGAGCUCCGGCUCCUCCUCGAGACCGUGCAGGACCCCGAGGGCGCCGCGGGCCGCGACGGCUUCCCGCCGCUCGUCGACGACGACUGGGGCGGCGAGCCCACGCUCGCCUCGACGCGGCCCAUCUGCCUGAGCUGCCGCCGCCCGACGAGCCAGCACGGCGCGCAGCGCGGCGGCCGCGUGCUGAGCGCGCACCGCCAGUUCGCCGCGCAGACGUUCCAGCCGCCGGACGACACGGUCGUCUGGCGCGCGGGCUUCAAGAUGCCCUUCGCGAACCAGUUCUACCAGGUCGACCGCCCGCGGUCGCCGCCCGUCGCCGACCACUCCGUCUUCUCCGCGUCGCGGUCCAUCUCCGUGAGCGACCCCGCGCACCCGCAGCAGCCGCAGCGGCCCGUGCUCCGCAACCAGACGCCCGAGAGCUGGAUCAAGGAGAAGCGGAAGAACCAGCACCACCGGAGCCAAUAG
Messenger RNA from Aureococcus anophagefferens, 573 nucleotides. RefSeq lists its product as hypothetical. The annotation marks the transcript as partial. The record is from RefSeq and is a predicted model, not a curated record. The transcript has a single exon. Lineage: Eukaryota; Pelagophyceae; Pelagomonadales; Pelagomonadaceae.